ACCGCAUCCGUCAAUAUUGUAGCCUGCGUCAGACUAACGAUCAUGGGCACUAACAAGAGAAUAGAGUGUGUGUUUUUUAGUGAAUUUCAUCCAACUCUUGGACCUAAAAUUACCUAUCAGGUUCCUGAAGAAUAUAUAUCAAGGGAGUUGUUUGAUACAGUGCAGGUUUACAUUAUCACCAAACCCGAGCUACAGAAUAAACUCAUUACAGUGACUGCAAUGGAUAAGAAGCUCAUUGGAUGUCCGGUGUGCAUAGAGCAUAAAAAAUACAGUCGUAACGCCUUACUCUUCAACUUGGGUUUUGUGUGUGAUGCUCAGACGAAGACAUGUGCCCUUGAGCCCAUAGUGAAGAAACUCUCACAAUACCUCACGACUCUGGAGCUGGAAAGUGGCUUUAUUUCAAAUGAGGAGAGUAAACAGAAGCUGUUGCCCAUCAUGUCGACAUUACUUGAGGAGCUCAAUGCCACAGGAGCCUGCACUCUCCCUAUUGAUGAGUCAAAUACGAUUCACCUGAAGCUGAUAGAGCAGAGGAAAGAUCCCCUCAUCGUUCAGGAGUAUGACGUUCCGGUCUUCACUCAAACCAAGGAACGUUAUAUCAAAUCACAGUGGGAUCUCACCACACAGCAGAUUCUGCCUUACAUUGAUGGAUAUCGACAUAUACAGAAGAUUUCAGCUGAAGCUGAUGUUGAGUUGAACUUAGUACGAAUUGCCAUACAGAACUUACUGUAUUAUGGAGUUGUAACACUAGUGUCAAUAUUUCAGUAUUCUAACGUUUACUGCCCAACCCCUAAAGUCCAGAGCCUGAUAGACGACAAAGCUGUUCAAGAAGAAUGCCUUCAUUAUGUCAAUAAACCUGGACAGCGAGUGAGCCUCCGAGAUGUUUUCCAGCUUUAUUGUGGUUUAACACCAGGAACUACAGUGCGUGACUUAUGUUCCCGUUAUGCUCAGCAACUACAACGGGUAGAUGAGAGAAAGCUGAUCCAGUUUGGUUUAAUGAAGGGCCUGAUUCGCCGGUUGCAGAAAUAUCCAGUUAAAAUUGUUCGGGAUGAGAGGAGUCAUCCUCCAAAACUUUAUACUGGUUGCCACAGUUAUGAUGAGAUCUGCUGCAAAACUGGAAUGAGUUACAAGGAGCUGGAUGAGCGAUUAGAAAAUGACCCUAAUAUUACCAUCUGCUGGAAGUGAUGCAAUAUUGAAUAUGGAUUUGUGGAGUGAGUUAUCUGAUGAAGUAGACCCACAUACGCAGUCGUGCUGUAAGGAACUCAGUGGGACCACAGCCUGAAACGCACAUGGGUUCUGACCCAAAAUCCAAGAAUGUAUAAAGUCAGCACCAGAAUUAUUGCCACCCUUGGAAAAGUUGGGCAGAAAUGUUCCUGGAAGGAAAAAUAGUUUUGUCAUUUAUUAACUUAAUCUCACACUGAUAUCUGAGAGAAAUGUAAUCUUUAUUAUAUACAGUGUUUAACAAAACCACAACUACUCCGGCUCCUAGAUUUUUUUAAGUUUACCAAAGAGUUUAAAAACAAUUUUUUAAAAUGUUUGUUAAAAACAGAAACUUUGUGUACCUUGCUUCAAUUUAUUCAAAAAUACUGUAUCUGCAAAAAAGAACAGAUUGCAGUUGCACACUAGGUUUAUUCUUCUAUGUACACACUCACUGAGCACUUUAUUAGAAACAUCUCAUUGACUUUGACUAUGGCAUGGUGGUUGACCUUAGACAGGGUGGUUGGAGUAUUUUAAAAACUGAUGAUCUCCUGGGGUUUUCACACACAACAAACUUUAGAGUUCAUUCAGAAUGCUCUGGGGGGAAAAAACCCUAAAAUAUGUUAGAGCUCUUUUUGUGGAAAUGUUAAUGAGAGAGGUCAGAGCAAAAUGGCCAGAUCCCAAUGAGGACUUCUGCUGUCGUACCCCAAAUCAAGGUUUGAUGUUUUAUGUGUUACACAGUUAUAAAGAGUGAUUAUUUGAGUUAAUAUAUCCUAAUAUUUGGAUUGAACCGAUCUGGAUUUUUUUUCCUGAGACCUAUCAGAUAAACAAGGCAAAGCUGCCAAAAGAGCAGUCAUUCACUUGAUGUUUUUUGUUUUUGCACAUUUUGUAUAAAGUUUAAUUCACAUUCUUAAUAGAAAAUUGUUGUACUCAUUUCUAAUUGCAUUAUAGUCACCCUUGGAGUAAACUUUUGUUUUCAAAUAAAUUUCUCCUGUGAGUAGUUUUCAGACUUUUUAGGGAUGAUGUGUGUGUGCAUGUUUAAAGCCAUUACCUUAUACUUCCUGGAAAAGCAACUUGCUUUUGGAAUAAAAUAUUCUAGUACUUCAAGGA
Messenger RNA from Tachysurus vachellii, 2304 nucleotides. RefSeq names its product NPR2 like, GATOR1 complex subunit (gene nprl2). Bases 43 to 1182 code for a protein of 379 amino acids. Gene Ontology annotation, molecular function: GTPase activator activity. Gene Ontology annotation, biological process: positive regulation of autophagy; negative regulation of TORC1 signaling; cellular response to amino acid starvation. The record is from RefSeq and is a predicted model, not a curated record. Lineage: Eukaryota; Metazoa; Chordata; Actinopteri; Siluriformes; Bagridae. Gene Ontology annotation, cellular component: GATOR1 complex; vacuolar membrane. The transcript has 11 exons.